UAGCGCAGUGGCUGGACAGUAGCUCGGGGAGUGACAGUCUGUUCUCUGUAGAUGUGGAGGAUAAAAUGAAAUGUGGAUGAUAUUAUGAGGCGAGAUGGCGUACCAGGAAGGAGAGACGCUCGAAUCGUGGCUCAACAAAGCCACUCACCCAACGAACAGGCAGGAGGACUGGGAGUACAUCAUCGGCUUCUGUGACCAGAUCAACAAGGAACUGGAAGGUCCACAGAUUGCUAUACAGCUUCUUGUUCACAAAAUCCACUCACCUCAGGAAUGGGAGGCUCUCCAGGCAUUAACUGUGUUGGAGGCCUGCAUGAAGAACUGUGGGAGACGGUUUCACAACGAAGUGGCCAAAUACAGGUUUUUAAACGAGCUCAUCAAAGUGGUUUCCCCCAAGUACAUGGGAGAAGGAGUCUCUGAGCGGGUGAAGACGAAGAUUAUUGAAAUGCUGUACAGCUGGACUGUAGCGUUUCCUAAUGAGGCCAAAAUAAGUGAAGCAUACCAAACUCUGAGGAGACAAGGACUCAUCUCAUCAGAUCCUGAGCUGACGGCCGAUAAAACUCUGAUCCCGUCUCCACCUUCUCGCCCUAAAAACCCGGUGUUCGACAACGAGGACAUGGGCAAGUUGUUGGCGGAGCUGCUUCGGAGUAAGAACCCUGAGGAUCUGCAGGAGGCCAACAGGCUGAUCAAGAACAUGGUGAAGGAGGACGAUGCUCGGGUUCAGAAAAUGACCAAACGCAUGAACACGCUGGAGGAGGUAAAUAAUAAUGUCAAGCUGCUGAGCGAGAUGCUGAGUCAUUACGACCAAGACAGGUCAUCAGACGCAGAUCGUGACCUCAUCAAGGAGCUGUAUGAGCGCUGUGACAAACUGAGACGCACGGCAUUCAAACUGGCCACAGAAACGGAGGACCACGACACUAGUUUAGGUGAAAUUCUUCAGGCUAGCGAUGAGCUGGAGAGAGUUAUAAACUUGUAUAAGAAGGUUGUAAAGGGCGAGACAGAAGGAGAGACCACAGAGGAACAGAAACCAGCACUCGGGAAAGGUGAAAAGACACACACAGGUUGUGAGACAGACACACUCAUUGAUCUCGCUGGUCUGGAUGAACUGCCUGCUCCCCAGACAGCUCCGCCCACACAAGUCUCCAGAGCACCUUUGACCAACCAGACUUCUUGCAGCAUUCCAGUGAUCCCGCCCCCUCCUCGCCGAUUGGCUGGAGGAUCUGCCAGUCAGACCAGCAGCCCAAUUCACAAAACCUCAGAGCCUUCACCAGCCCACUCCCUGCUCGACGAUGAGCUGCUGUCCCUAGGGUUGAAUGAGCCUCCUCCGGUGCAGAGCAGGCCCAAACUGGAAGACGCAUCUAACAAGUGGACGUCUUUACAGGCUCCUGCUCCUCCUGGACUCGACCUGUUCUCUGAUGAAGUGCUAUCAUCAGGCACCGCGCUUCCUCCUCCACACACCUCAGGCCACCCCACACACCAUGACGGGGUGAAUCAGGGGCUGCAAGAUCUCGCCAUGCUGAACCUGGGAGAGGUGAAGAGUGUCUCAGGUCAGCCCACCAUGGCCGCCGGUGUUGGUUUGGGUUUCGCUGUGCCCUCCUCCCUCUCCUCGUCCAAUCCGUUUAUCAGCUCCACCAUGCCUGGCUCGCCUCUGCGCUCUCUCCAGGGAAACUCGGUGCGCUCCGAGGCAUCCCUCAGCAACCUGCAUGUUCCCCUGGACUCCAUCAAAACCAAUUUGGAUAUUGAUACACCUACCUCCUGGAGAGUGUUGUUCACUUGGUUGGCUGUUGUGAAGGGGUUUCUCUUCGCCAUGGAAAUUAUUCUGCGAUCAUCCACCACUGUUGUCUCCUCUUAAGGAUGGCUUGUUUCACCUGGAUGGAGAGCUCCUUUGACCGCAUGUUUUCUUCACAGCAAAAUCUUCCAAAUGCAAGCACCACACCUCAAAUCAACUCCAGGCCUUUUAUCUGCUUAAUUGAGAAUGACAUAACGAAGGAAUUGCCCACACCUGCCCAUGAAAUAGCCUUUGAGUCAAUUGUCCAAUUACUUUUGGUCCCUUUAAAAACAGGGUGGCACAUGUUAAGGAGCUGAAACUCCUAAACCCUUCAUCCAGUUUUAAUGUGGAUACCCUCAAAUGAAAGCUGAAAGUCUGGACUUUAUGCCCAUGUCCAUUAUAUAACUAUAACUUGAAUAUGUUUCAGUAAACAGGUAAAAAAAACAAAAUUUGUGUCAGUGUCCAAAUAUAUAUAUGGACCUAGCUGUAUAUGGGACAUGUAUAUGUGAUGUCAUGAAACAGAUCCAGUAGCAUCGCAUCUGAAAAUCAUUAAAAGAUAAUGUGGAAACUUUUAUCCCCACGUAUCCAAGGAAUUAAAGACUGAAAACACUUUCCCAGUCAGAAGGUGAGAAUUGUGUGUAUUACAAGUCUGGUGUAGUGAAUUGUUUUUCUUCCAGUCUGAAUGUAGGAAUUGAGGUUUUAGCCCAGUUCAGAGGUGGAUAAUACAGUCUAAUAACGGUGAUUUUUCUCCAGUGUAAAGAUGAUCACUUUUUCCCCCCAGUCAGAAAGGAGGGGUUUUAUUGUUUGUUUGUUUGUUUUUGUUUGUUUGUUUGUUUGUUUGUUUGUUUGUUUGUUUGUUUGUUUGUUUGUUUGUUUGUUUUUUGAGGAAUUGUGGUGUUUUCUAGUUGGAAAAUGGGAAUUGUGCGUUCUCUCAGUCUGAAGAUGAUAAAGACUCGGUUCCACAAUAACUAUAAAUAAAUGGGUCCCCUGCAGUUUAUGUGGUCGGUGCUCACACCAGACCGAUAACGAUCCCUAUAGCCCAGGCCUGGGUUUAUCCGUAUCAGUGAGAUUGCUUCUGGAGCAAAUUUUCCAGGCCUGGACCUGAUCCGAUAAAACAUCUAACCAAUCAGCUAAUUGUUUACAUAUGACGUCAUCUGAGCACGUGCUGUUUUCCCCAAACAUUUUUGUACAUCCUUGUUGCAUCAUGAAGUCACAGAAUACAGAUUCACAGAAAGUAAAAAAUAUAAUACAAAGCACGGAUCUUUUAUUCACAGAUAUAUGAUUUUCUGUGAAAUAUCUAUAGUAAAUUAAGAAAGUAAACAUAUAAAUGCAGGUAAGAGAUUUUAAUUAUGAACUUCAGUAGUCCAAACAUUUUAAUUAUUUUAGACUGACUUUUUUUUUCUUUUUUAAUCCGUGAUGCAUCAUCCGUAUGAAAUCCGUAACCAAUCUGUAAUGUACUGAAACGUCCGUGACCAGUCUGUAACUUAUUAGCAUCCUUGAUGUAGCCGUAUUAAAAUCCAUAAAUACUCCAUAUUUUGUCUUCUUUUUUGUUUUUUUAUAUUAUAUUUCAGUAGUCCAUGACACAUCCAUAUUUUAUCAACCACCAGUGUGUGUACAUGGGUUGUUUUGGAGUCCAAGCUGUACAGUAUGACCCGAAAUAAUGUGUUACUACUUGGGAAAAACUUCCAUGACUAUUCCUAAGUUGCAUGUGUUUAAUUUCCUGAGUGUCAGGACCAAGUGAUAUUGUAGUGGGAAUUGUAGUUGUGGUGUUUGUGCUCCAGACUGGAACUAAAUUCAGGCUGAGGGACAGUCAGAGUUGGAGUUAUAGGCACAGUUAGAGUUAUCGGUGUUGUGGGAGCGGGUCGUAAGUAAGAUUUUCUCAAUCUGAAUGUGGGAAUUGCAUGACAAAUGUGGAAAUUUAUUUAUUUAUUUAUUUUUCUUUCUUUCUUUCCUCUUCUUUGCCAGUCUGAGGUGGGAGUUGCAUCCCCCCCAGUCAGAAGAUGGGGUUUGUUCGUUCGUUCAUUCAUUUAUUUAUUUAUUUUCCCCCAGCUGGGAUGUCAGAAAUUAGGUUUAUUCUGAGCUGGAAGGAAUUAUGGGGUUUGUUUGUUUUUCCGCCUCCCUCCCUCUCUGAUAUGACCUGAAUGCAACAGCAGAUCGUGGAGGUUUUUGCAAGGGGAAAGGUGUGGAGACGUUUGUAGGCUGGGUGUUGUGUGGGGUUGUUUUUGGUCAUAAUUUUCUCAGGAGCUAAAGCCGACAAUAUGUUAAUGAUUGUUUAAUGUUGCUUUUGUUCCACUGGUUUUAAAUUCAAAUGUUCAGGGUUACUUUUGCAUUCUAUGAAAAGUUUAGGUUUAAUUAAAUUUUGUGAGAAAAAGACAAGUUUAAUUUAAUCAGUGUAAUGAGACAGGUUAUAGAGGUGUGUGUGUGUGUGUGUGU
Molecule: messenger RNA, 4198 nt
Organism: Neoarius graeffei (lesser salmon catfish)
Lineage: Eukaryota; Metazoa; Chordata; Actinopteri; Siluriformes; Ariidae
Gene: gga3b
Product: golgi associated, gamma adaptin ear containing, ARF binding protein 3b
Exons: 16
Coding region: 95-1849 (584 amino acids)
Biological process (GO): vesicle-mediated transport; intracellular protein transport
Cellular component (GO): trans-Golgi network
Molecular function (GO): ubiquitin binding; phosphatidylinositol binding; small GTPase binding
Source: RefSeq, a predicted model, not a curated record